AUGACCCAAGUCUAUACCAUGUUCCGGCGGUUCCUCCGUCCCGCCAGACGGCUGCCCAUAUGGCUUAUACUGUCCAUCAGCGCGCCGUUCAUCUUCGAGGUCCUGCUCCACCAGCGCCGGUACAACGUCGCCAAGCCCGCAAGCGAACUCGACACCCCCUUCUUCACCUCGUGCCAGGAGCCCGAUGUUAGCGCCAAGCGAGAAAAUGCCGUCCUCGUCAUGCUGGCCCGGAACUACGAGCUCGAGAAGGCCAACAAGACCAUCAACUCCAUCGACGCCCACUUCAACAGGUGGUUCAACUAUCCCAUCCUCUUCCUCAACGACGAGCCCUGGGACCAGAAGUUCAUAGACGAGCUCAACAAGACCACCCGUGGCCUGGCCACCUUUGACGUCAUACCCAAAGACGAAUGGACCUUUCCGAAAGGGGUCGACGUGAAUGCGGCGAAGCAGAGCAUCAAGGAGCAGGGCGAGGCCGGGAUUCCGCAUGCCGGAGAGGAGGGCUACCACCACAUGUGCCGGUUCUAUUCGGGCAAAUUCUACACCCUCGAGGCGAUGAAGAAGUAUAGAUGGUACUGGCGCCUAGAACCCGACGUCGACUUUACCUGCGCAAUCUCCUACGACCCCUUUGUGCAGAUGGCGCGCCACAAGAAGGUAUACGGCUUUACCAUUGCGUUGUGGGAGGUGGGGCAGUCGUGUCCGGGCCUGUUCCGCUCCAUCAGCGAGUGGAAGGAGUUGAUGGGCAUUCCCGACAACAACCUCUGGAAGGCCAUGGUGUCCGCCUCUUGGGUGCCGUACCCAUUCCGCCGAUUCCUAAGCUGGCAGUCCCACCGCGACUCCUACGGCGACUCGUGGAGCUUAUGCCACUACUGGAGCAACUUCGAGAUAGCCGAUAUGGAGUUCUUCCGGACGAGGGCAUACCAGGACCUCUUCGAGUACCUUGACAAGAAGGGCGGGUUCUACUUUGAGCGCUGGGGCGAUGCAGCAGUACACUCCCUCGCCGUCGCAUUACUCGUCGACCCGCGGAAGGUCCACCACUUUGAGGACUUCGGAUACCGACACGCGUUCCUAUGGCAGUGCCCGGCCAACGCGCCGGGCGGUCAGCUCCCCGACUCGCCAUUAUUAGGAAGCGGUGCGUGGUCGCCGGAGCUGGAGAACGGUAUCGGCUGCCGUUGCGAGUGCGACGGCAAGACGAACCGAAACCACCCGGGCUACUGCCUCAACAAGCUGAAGCAGCCCAACUCGAUAAAGCGGCCGUGGUUCACGUGGUUCCUAUAA
Messenger RNA from Hypoxylon fragiforme, 1275 nucleotides. Its product is annotated as glycosyltransferase family 15 protein. NCBI's taxonomy places the organism in Eukaryota, Fungi, Ascomycota, Sordariomycetes, Xylariales, Hypoxylaceae. The coding region runs from base 1 to 1275 and encodes 424 amino acids. The transcript has 3 exons. Gene Ontology annotation, molecular function: alpha-1,2-mannosyltransferase activity. Gene Ontology annotation, cellular component: membrane; Golgi apparatus. The record is from RefSeq and is a predicted model, not a curated record. Gene Ontology annotation, biological process: cell wall mannoprotein biosynthetic process; protein N-linked glycosylation.